Messenger RNA from Stylonychia lemnae, 1104 nucleotides. The record is from the annotation of a GenBank genome assembly. NCBI's taxonomy places the organism in Eukaryota, Ciliophora, Spirotrichea, Sporadotrichida, Oxytrichidae.
AUGGUGAAAAUGAAAAAAUAAUAUCUGAUCAACAAAUAUGCAUUAAUACUCCUUCUGAUUACUUUCCUUUAUUUUGAAAAAGCAGAUGCUUAUUCAUUCCUUGGGCAAAUCUUUCAUAAGGAAUCUGAAAUUAAUAAAGAAAACAUGCUAACUAAUGAUAAAAAUACUAUUGAUAGAGAAUUAUAAAAAGCUGGUGAAUCGAAAAUCAUAUUCCAUGUAAUCUCUCAUUCUCAUUAAGACGUUGGCUGGCUAUAAACUCCUGAGGAUUAUUAUGAUUAAUAUGUGAAGCAAAUCAUUACGAGUGUUCUUGAAUCUUUAGAAAAAAAUAAAUAUCGUAAGUUCAAUUAAGCUGAAAUAUAUUUCUUUAAAAGAUGGUGGGAUGAACAGGAUUAAACAACAAAAGAAAGAAUGAGAUAACUAGUCAAAGAUGGAAGAUUUUCAUUUGUUAAUGGAGGCUGGGUAGCUAGCGACGAAGCCUGCCCAUUGUUUACUGAUUUAUUAUAAAACAUCAAAACUGGCCAUGAAUUUCUAAAAUAAGAGUUUGGAAUUAUCCCUGAAAUUGCUUGGCACGCAGAUGCAUUCGGUCAUUCUUCAGAAGUUGCUAAAAUUUUCUCAUUAAUUGGCUAUAAAGGUUUAUUUAUGGGGAGACUCUCAGCCUAACACAAAUCACAGUUAUAAGAGACUAAUAAUAUGCAAUUUUAUUGGAGUCCUGAGUUUUAAGGAGAAUAAAAAUCAUACAGAAGUUAAAAGGGAAUCUACUCUCAUUUUUUUUACAAAACCUAUCAUCCACCAUGUGAUAUUUAGCUCCAUUCAAUAAAUGUGAAUGAUAUUGAACAAUUAAUCAAUAACUAAUUGCAAGAGUAUGCUAAAGGGUACAAAACUAAAAAUUUGAUCAUGAAUUUCGGUGAUGACUUCGUUUAUACUUCCGCUGGAGAAAUCUUUGAAUUCAUAGAAAAUACUACAAUGAAGUCAGCUAAGAAAUAAUGGAUGAAAAGAUAGCACUUAAGACUUACACUGGAGAUUUUUUCCCAUUAUAUAUGCAGUUUGAAGGUUCCACUUGGAAUGGGUACUAUACAGCCAGACCUAAUUAAAAAAUCUACAUGA